Zeugodacus cucurbitae (melon fly) is the source of this 1725-nucleotide messenger RNA. RefSeq names its product putative inorganic phosphate cotransporter. Gene Ontology annotation, molecular function: transmembrane transporter activity. Gene Ontology annotation, cellular component: plasma membrane. Gene Ontology annotation, biological process: transmembrane transport; monoatomic anion transport. The record is from RefSeq and is a predicted model, not a curated record. The transcript is spliced from 4 exons. NCBI's taxonomy places the organism in Eukaryota, Metazoa, Arthropoda, Insecta, Diptera, Tephritidae. Bases 136 to 1599 code for a protein of 487 amino acids.
AAUUCGUACUCAGAGGCUUGUUAAACGUAAAGUGGUCAGGAUCAACUUCCAUUACAUGCAGCUGCUAUUUCACAAUUUGUUAUCCAAAAUCUGGUGUGAUUUUCGAGUUCAUUGUAGCAGUGAGUCCGUCGAACCAUGGUCUUGAAUCAGAACAUUGAGGAAAGAAAGCUGCCAAUGUUUGGUCGGCGCCAUGUACAGUGUUUACUGCUCUUUGUUGGCCUUUCGGUCAUCUAUGCCAUGCGUGUCAACCUAUCCGUUGCCAUUGUUGCCAUGAUGGAUAAGAAUGCAACGAAUCCCGAUUUUCCCGAGUACAAAUGGUCCGAGCAAAUAAAAUCACGAGUGAUCAGCAGUUUCUUCUGCGGCUACAUUUGCACACAAAUACCGGGCGGCAGUUUGGCGCGUCGUUUCGGCGGCAAAGUAAUGUUACUCUUUACGAUGACCACCAGCAGUAUACUGGCCAUAUUUACACCGUUGGCAGUCAGCAUAGGCGAUUGGAUGUUAUUGUGUGCGCUACGUUUCCUACAAGGCUUCGGACAGGGUUCGACUAUACCAGCAAUGGCAACAAUAUUGGCCAAGUGGGCGCCAGUUGAGGAACGUAGCUCGUUGGCAACUUAUAUCUUUUCGGGCGCACAAUUUGGCACAGUUUUAAUGUUGGGCUCCAGUGGUGCACUGGCCUCCUCCAGUUUAGGUUGGCCUAGCAUAUAUUACAUACCCGGUGCGCUCGGUUUGUGUUGGGCAUUACUUUGGCUGUGGCUUGGCGCGAGUUCUCCCAGUGAUUGUAAAGCUAUAACCAACGUUGAACGCGAACAUAUCGAAAGCUCAUUGAAUGCGCACAAGAAAGAUAAAGAUGAUCAUAAACAUGAAAUGCCCAAAACAGUGCCGUGGUGUAAAAUAUUCACUUCUGCGCCAUUUUUGGCAUUACUAGUGACACAUUGCGGCUACACAUGGGGUUUCUGGACACUGCUCACACAAAUACCGUCAUACAUGAAAAGUGUGUUGGACAAGGAUAUCAAGAGUAAUGCGUUACUGUCUUCCCUACCAUAUCUCGUAAUGGUGAUUUUGGGCUUCAUCUGCUGUCCCUUCGUGCGUGCGUUUGAGGAGUCAAAAGUGGUCAGCACCACAACUUCGCGUAAAAUUUUCAACACCAUCGGUCAAUGGAUACCAGUCACCACAUUCAUAUGGUUGGGCUAUGUCACCGCAGAUCAGAGUGAUUUGGCUGUGGUGCUCUUAACGGUAACUGUAGCAAUUAGUUCGAUAACACAUUUUGGCUGGCAAGUGAACCACAUUGAUCUCUCACCACACUUUUCCGGCACGCUGGUGGGUUUGACCAACACAGCGGCGAAUGUGAUGAGCAUCAUUGCACCACUUGUGGUCGGUUAUAUUGUAACUGAUCCGACGAGUUCGCAACAAUGGCGCAUAAUAUUUUUCAUCGCUGCUGGCUACAAUUUCAUAGCCAACUUGCUCUUCAUUACUUUUGGUUCAGCAGAAAUGCAACCCUGGCAUAAUGAGGAGAUCAUGGUGCAGGAGCUGGAACCACUUAAUACAAGUUCGUUGUUAACGAAAUCGGCUGACGAUGAGCAGAAGAAGGAGGCUGUUUAAAUUUUUGUUUACCGAAAUAUUACUGUAAUUGUGUAUUUUAAGUGGGUUGAAAGUAGUGUAUAAAAGAUAUGACUGUAUGUAUAUUAUACGAAAAUAAAUUUUAACGUUUUAUGGAGUGAUAUAAAA